ACAUACUAAUUGUAAUUUGUGAUUCCGGAAGAGUUCUGAGUAACUCGUGCUAAUGUUGGAAGGCCUUCUGUCUGCCUUGUUCAAGUUGUGGGCCUUAGUGUAAUCUGUUCAUUUUGCUCUGCCUUUGAUUUAACUUUAGUACAAUUCCGUUUUUGAAUCGAACUUUGUAGCGAUGAUUGGAUUUGCUUUAAAGCUGGAAAUUAUUGUUCUUGCCUUGGCCUUGUUUGUUACCAUGGCUUGUGCAAGAAAGACACGUGACAUGAUCUACACCGAUGUGACUGGUUUUUCUCCAUGUGUCAGGAGGUUCAAUGCUACUCACCAAAUCGGAUGCUCCAGUGAUUUUCGUGGUAAUACUGGUGUGAUUCACUACAUGGCCAAUUCCUCUGAUGUUCAGUGGCUGCUUGAUGUUGGUCCCCAUCAGCCAUACAUUCCUCUUUUGGAACCACAAGUGUUUGUUCUCCACAUUGUAAAUAAACUGAUGAAGUCUGGAAAGAUAUCGGGCAUCAUGGUGAUUAACAUCAAUUCAAGUAAGGUCAUUGAUGAGGACUUCUUCUUCUCUCCUGAUCUCAAAUGCCCAAAUGACAAUUUUGGAUUCUAUGGAAGUGAAAACAGUAGCAGUACAUGCACCCACUCCGGCAAUGUGGAGUGGAACCCAUCUGGGAAUGGCAUGAACUUCUUGGAUUUUAACAUCCCCAUCAUUUCACUCUUCAAUGAGACAGAAGUGGAUUACCUGAUACAGUGUUACAAGGAUCACAAUGAACCAGUGGACAGUCAUCCACGGCCAUAUCCAUUAUGUGCCGCUGAGUUACAUUCAUUCAUGUUUGGAGCUAAGGAUACACCAACAUGUAUGAGACGUACUCAACAGACAACUAAUCUAGAAGCAUGUAAGUCUGUCAAAAUCCCAGUGUU
Messenger RNA from Acanthaster planci (crown-of-thorns starfish), 909 nucleotides. Its product is annotated as nicastrin-like. Gene Ontology annotation, biological process: protein processing; Notch receptor processing. NCBI's taxonomy places the organism in Eukaryota, Metazoa, Echinodermata, Asteroidea, Valvatida, Acanthasteridae. The record is from RefSeq and is a predicted model, not a curated record. Gene Ontology annotation, cellular component: plasma membrane.